Messenger RNA from Nylanderia fulva, 1834 nucleotides. Its product is annotated as DNA primase large subunit. The record is from RefSeq and is a predicted model, not a curated record. Gene Ontology annotation, biological process: DNA replication, synthesis of primer; DNA replication initiation. Lineage: Eukaryota; Metazoa; Arthropoda; Insecta; Hymenoptera; Formicidae. Gene Ontology annotation, cellular component: alpha DNA polymerase:primase complex.
UGAGUAUUUUCUUUUUUUAUGAAUAAAAAAAAGAAAAUAAACAGUUCCCUCUCAGUUUAACAGUCAUGCGAUUGGAUGUUGAAUCCUUUUCCAUAUGAGCAAUUAGCAGUACUUGCUAAAAAUUAAUGACAAACGAAAUGUCAGUUUUGACCACGGUCUUACAUACCGUGGUUCUGACAAAAAGAAAUUGAUUAUAUAUAUUUAAUUUAUUGUCGUAUUUUGUAUUUAGAAUUAUAUUAAAAUUUAGUUCAAGAAUUGCUGUUCACAGUGAAAUUUGAAAUACCGAUCAAAUACACCGAAAAUACUGGAGAUAUGUAUUUUCAUGAUCUACAAUUGUAUCAAAAUGUUCCAUGCGGAGAGAUAAUGUUAAAUGAACUGCAGGAAAUAUGUCAGACACGGCUUAAAGUUCUUACUUUGGUAGAGCGUAUACAUUUACAAAAAUUGACAAUGUCUGUGUCGCAACGCAAGGUUACCUUGGUCAAUGAAUUGUACAAGGAAGGAUUAGAUGAAUUUGCAAGACUGAUUAAUAGUGCUGAAUGUAAAUCACAUACAAAUGAGGAUAUAUGUAUCAGAAGAAGAGAUCAUAUAUCUCAUUUUGUAUUAAGAUCUGUAGUUGCCUUCAAUAUACUCAAGAAACGUUGGUUUUUUAAGCAAGAAACACGAUUGUUCAAAUGGAGAUUUUCUUCAUUAAAUAACGAAGGAGUCAAGCAGUUUAUGUGCAUUAAUGGCUUUAAUUUUACGCCUAUUAGUCAAAAUCAAAAAGAAGAACUCAAGGAAUAUCUUCAAAUGUCUUCUCCAUAUGUUAAUAACAUUGACAAUACACAAUUUUACAAAGUGCCUUUCUCUCAUGUAACUAGUUUAGUUAAAAAGCGUAAAAUUUUUGUUAUGUAUGGUGAAGCUUUUGUACCUGAAGAAGAAAUAGCAUUUAUGUUUGUUCCAUACUUUAAGAGAAUUCUAAUAUCAAGUUUUGAAGCCGCACGUGAAAAUAGAGCUAAUUUAUACAAUGACGAAAGAUUCACUCGCAUUUUUGCCAAUUUAGAAAAUAAUAUUCAUAUUGAGAAUACUAUACUAGUACAAGAUCAAGAAGUGCGACAAUAUGUUUCACUUAAUCAGUUGGAUAAGCUUUCAGAAACCUCUUAUCCUCUCUGCAUGAGAGUGCUCCAUAAAGCAUUAAGGAAGAAUCAUCAUCUUACACAUGGUGGUAGAAUACAGUAUUGUUUGUUUCUGAAGGGAAUAGGAAUUUCUUUAUCUGAUGCAAUGAUUCUAUGGAAGAAUGAGUUUACAAAAAUAAUGGACGAGGCUACAUUUAACAAAGAGCACAGUUAUCAAGUAAGAUUUGCCUUUGGACAGGAAGGUAGUCGACGAGAUUAUCAACCCUAUACAUGUAUAAAAAUUAUGGAAUCGAUUGUUGGACCCAGAGAUUAUCACGGAUGUCCUUUUAAACAUAUGGUGCAGGAUGUACUUGAAGAUGAACUUGCUAACUGUGGUUUUAAUGCAUUAGAGAAAUCAACAAUAAUAAACUUAUCGAAGAAUGGCCAAUAUUCUGCAGCAUGUAACAAGUAUUACGAAAUCAAACAUAAUUGUUUUAAUGACACUCUGUUCAAACAUCCAAAUAUAUAUUUUAAUGAAAGUGUAAAACAUCAUACCUCCCAUCAUUAUGGUCUGGAUAUGGAAACAGAAGAUAUAUAUUAAUUAUUAUAUAAAACAAAAAUAUCUGAAGCAACAGGAACUAUCGUAAAUUAUAUUUCAUAUCAACAAAGAAAGAAUAGACAGCAAUUUUUAUAAACAUCUAAUUAUAAAUAUAUAAUAAAUGCUGAUUUCUUUCAAAUUAAAA